This is a messenger RNA of Spirodela intermedia, 1538 nucleotides long. The record is from the annotation of a GenBank genome assembly. Lineage: Eukaryota; Viridiplantae; Streptophyta; Magnoliopsida; Alismatales; Araceae.
AUGCUCGCCCUCCACCUAAAUCCACAGCCAUGCCCGAACCGGAGACUUCAAACACGCCCUCCUCGCCCAAGGCACGCCGUCGCAUGCGAUUCAGGGGCUGGUCUCUCUGCCGGAGACAAAUCCCCCGCGCCACCGCCGUCGGCGGCGCUGGGGAGGAUCCGGCGGCUUGUGCUUACGCCGGAUGGUAGAUCCAAGCUCAACCCCACCCCCGACAGGGACUUUUAUGCCUUCCCCCGCUUCGUGAAGCACGUUGACGAGGGGUUCUUGAAGGAGUUGACGAAGCUGUACUUGGAGAGGAUCCCGGAGGGAGGAGACGUCUUCGAUCUGAUGAGCUCGUGGGUGAGCCACCUACCAGAAGAGGUUCCGUACCGGCGAGUGGUGGGGCACGGCCUAAACGCGCAGGAGCUAGCGAGGAACCCUCGGCUUGAAUCCUUCUUUGUCAAGGAUCUGAACAGGGAGCAGGAGCUCGCCUUGGAGAGCUGCAGCUUCGAUGCGGUUGUCUGCACUGUGAGCGUACAAUACCUCCAGUGGCCGGAGAAGGUGAGUCUAUUCUAAUCUAUCUCACCACGGUGGAUGGUUCUUUAAAGCAUGGAUUUAGUCGCCGGAGAGCUGCUGGCUGACCUCCGGGAGUUGUCCGUAGCUUGCUCUAACCCAAAACCCGGAAAAAUACUAAUCUCCGGACCGAGUUCAUCCAAAACCAACAAUUUAGAUAUCUCAUCAUAAUUUUGCCUCUCUUUUAUGUAGAUUUGGAAAAUACAACUCUAUCCUUAGUUUAUCAUAAAUAAGGUUGUGAAUAGGCGGGUAACGGAGCCUGAUCUGAUUUUCUCGAGAUUCUGGCUUCAAAAUGAGCUCAAGAAAGAAAACAUGCAUGAGCUGGCCGGGCCCAAUGCCUAUCCAAAUCGGCUCUAGACUUUGAUAAAGUUUACUAUAGAAACUUAUGACCUAUUUUCUCUGCCACGAGGCUGUCUCAAGAUUAUCCAUAUGAUAUUAGGUCAGUCUCUCCUCAUAGAAGAUUCCUACCGAAAACAAAGAUGAGUUUCGAACUUAUUGGGGUGGUCCAUUUCCGAAGCUUUCUCUGGGUCCGACCCUAGCUUAUCCGUGUUCUUUUAACAAGUACUCGUUAGCUGGGAAUCCUAUCGGAAAUGGUUUCCAUUUUAUAAAAAUAAUUACUCGUUCUACCUCAUACGAUUGGGUCUAUACAACGUUACCUUAUGAACAAACAAUUCUUACUUUUCCAGGUGUUUGCCGAGGUGUUACGUGUUCUUAAGCCUGGGGGUGUCUGCAUCAUCAGCUUCAGUGACAGGAUGUUUUACGAGAAAGCCAUAGCAGCGUGGAGAGACGGCACAACCUACAGUAGAACUCAAUUGGUCGUCCAAUACUUCCAAUGCGUUGAAGGCUUCACGCAACCCGAAGUUAUCAGAAGACUCCCGCGACAGGAGAGUAGAUCGGUUCUCCAAAGCAUCGCGAGUCUGCUGGGUUAUUCGAGGUCUGAUCCCUUCUGUGCAGUUGUUGCCUAUAGAAAUUUCAAGCCAAUAUAA